Molecule: messenger RNA, 1179 nt
Organism: Purpureocillium lilacinum
Lineage: Eukaryota; Fungi; Ascomycota; Sordariomycetes; Hypocreales; Ophiocordycipitaceae
Biological process (GO): positive regulation of mRNA splicing, via spliceosome
Cellular component (GO): U2 snRNP; nucleolus; U12-type spliceosomal complex
Molecular function (GO): RNA binding
Source: RefSeq, a predicted model, not a curated record
AUGGAUUUUCCCUCUCCUCCCAGGGAGCAGGACAAGGAGGCGACGGUCUAUAUUGGCAACAUCGACGAGCGCGCCACGACCGCCAUGAUAUACGAAAUCAUGCUCCAGAUGGGCCCCAUCCACAACAUCCACAUGCCGCGCGACCGCGUCACCCAGAACCACCAGGGCUUCGGCUUCGUCGAGUUCCGCGGCCCCCAGGACGCCGAGUACGCCGCCCAGGUCAUGAACGGCAUCAAGCUCUACGGCAAGCCCCUGCGCGUCAACAAGGCCAGCGCCGACAAGCAAAAGGGCACCGACGUCGGCGCCGAGCUCUUCGUCGGAAACCUCGACCACAUGGUCGACGAGAAGCUCCUCUACGACACCUUCUCCCGCUUCGGACCCCUCCUCAGCCUCCCCAAGGUCGCCCGCGACGACAGCGGCAACAGCAAGGGCUUUGGUUUCGUCAGCUUCGCCGACUUUGACAGCAGCGACGCCGCCAUCGAUAACCUCGGUGGCCAGUACCUCCUCAGCAAGGAGAUCUCGGUCCAGUACGCCUUCAAGAAGGACGGCCGCGGCGAGCGCCACGGCGACGAGGCUGAGCGCCAGCUGGCCGCCCAGGCCAAGCUGCGAAACAUCGUCCCGGAGGCCCAGCCCAUCCCCCAAGCCUUCCUCCAGCAGCCCACGACUGGUGCAAACGCCACGCCCACGGGCGCCGCUCCGGGCACCACGCUCCCGCAUGCUCAGGGACCCCCUCCCGGCUUCGAUCCUUCGGCCAUCAACAGCGGCUUGCCUCCUCCUGGCGCUGUCGGCAUGCCCCCUCACGCGCCUCCUCCGCACGGCAUGCCUGCUGGCUUCGCCCCGCCUCCUCAGCACCGCGGACCCUCUCCGUACGGCGCAGGCGGCCAGUUCCCGCCUCCUCCCGUGGUUGGCGGUCGUGGCUCUGCUCCUCUGGGCCCCCCUCCCGCGGGCCUGCCUGCUCGUCCGCCCCCAAGCCCUGCCGGCUUCGCCAACCCUGCCGACUAUCACCCCGGCAGCUAUCGUCCUCCCAACGGCUCGCCCGCCCAGCAGGGCUUUCCUGCUCCGCCUCCUGGCUUUCCCGGCCCGCCUCCCCCCGGCGCCACGGGCACGCCGCCUGCGAUGCCUCCCGGCUUCCAGCCUCCUCCUGGGUUCCAGCCUCCGCCUGGCUUCCCUCGUCGCUAA